AGCAAUUUUUUUUAAAGCCUUGAAUCCAAUAAAAAUAACAAAUCAUACAACCAUUUUUUUAAAAAAAAAGCCUUGAAUCCAACGCAUAACGUCACAGCUGUAAUCCAGUGCACCACCAUCAUCCCAACAUCCAACGGCACAAAUCACCCAAUUUUCAAACCCUAAACCUUCUCUCCGGCAAUGGCGAUUCCGGCGACUUCACUCCUCCUCAUCGCCGUCGCCACAAUCAUCUCCACGACGCCGUAUCUCGUCCAAUCGAGCACUGACAACAACCGCGUCUUCUCGCCGUGCACUGAUACCACCGUACAGAGGUCCGACGGUUUCACUUUCGGAAUCGCGUUUACUUCAAGGACUUCGUUCUUCUUCAACGGCAACACCUCGGUGCAGCUGUCGCCGUGUGAUCGGAGGCUUUCGCUUUCGUCUAACGGUGCUCAGCUAUCGGUUUUUCGACCUAAAGUGGAUGAGAUCUCGCUUCUCACGGUUAAUAGCAGUAGCUUCCAGCCGGAUUCUGUCGGUGGUUAUAUGGUGGCAUUUGCUGGUAGAAAGUAUGCUGCAAGAUCACUCCCUGCUUUUGUUGCAAACAGUACAUACAUCGUCACUAGUUUCACACUGGUGAUGGAGUUCCAAAAGGGCAGGCUACAAAACUUAUAUUGGAAACGUGACGGGUGUGCUUCAUGUUCGGGCAAAAGCAACUUUGUGUGCCUUAACAACCAGGACUGUGCAAUCAGGACUAAUUCAUGCAAAUACAGAGGCGGGACCGUUGAUUGCAGCAUCGGAAUACAACUCGCGUUUUCUGGAACCGAUAAACACGCAACUGUUUUCAAUUCAUGGUACGAGGUAAAAAACCUUCGUCAAUACUCGUUAUUUGGGCUUUACAAAAAUCUCAAGGACUCUCUUACUAGCCAAUACAAUAGUUUCUUUUAAGGCUUAACGAGGUUUUAACUUUUAUGUUGCUGUGUUAUGAAUCUGUUUACGGUUUCUUUGUUGUGUAUGUGGACUUUAGUGUCAGUGAUAUUCCUUACACUUUUGUAAAUUAUUUUCCCCGAAGAGAUUGUAUGAAAUAUGAAUAUACGCUUAUUUUGCUACGAGGAGUCGUUUCACAUCGAUUA
Molecule: messenger RNA, 1109 nt
Organism: Helianthus annuus (common sunflower)
Lineage: Eukaryota; Viridiplantae; Streptophyta; Magnoliopsida; Asterales; Asteraceae
Exons: 3
Coding region: 181-924 (247 amino acids)
Biological process (GO): protein histidyl modification to diphthamide; tRNA wobble uridine modification
Cellular component (GO): nucleus; cytosol
Molecular function (GO): metal ion binding
Source: RefSeq, a predicted model, not a curated record